Molecule: messenger RNA, 306 nt
Organism: Eimeria acervulina
Lineage: Eukaryota; Apicomplexa; Conoidasida; Eucoccidiorida; Eimeriidae
Product: CAM kinase, CDPK family CAM kinase TgTPK5, putative
Exons: 3
Coding region: 1-306 (101 amino acids)
Molecular function (GO): calcium ion binding
Source: RefSeq, a predicted model, not a curated record
AUGUCUGCCUUCAGCAUCAAGAAACUGCGCAUAGCGGACCCGUUCGUAGAAGACAACGACAAAAUGCUGCAGCGCCUCAUUGAUGAAGCAUUCAGCAGCAUCAGCCACGGGAGGAACAAUGUUAAUCUCAUGCAAGCCGGUACAGGCCUGGAGUUUGUCUUUAAAAGGCUGCAGCCUGUUGUCCCUCUACCUGAUAGCCAGUGGUAUUCAGCAGUGUUUAAAAACUUUGACGUAGACCGAGAUGGGGAGAUCGAUCGCGAGGCGUUUGAAGACAUAAUAUUACAGGUGAGUGUUUUAAGAGUUUGA